AUGAUUUCUUUUGGCACUCCAUCAUUCCUCUCAUCAUCAUCGGGAAGUUAUCAUAAUGGUCAAAUAUUAUCAUCAUCAACAUCCUCCUUGCAAGGCUCGUUGAGUCCGAAAUGUACAGAACUGCUUCUAAGAAUUGCCAAUAAUGAUCUGGAAGGAAUUAUUCAAAUAUUAUCUCACGAAAAAUCAACGAAUAACACUAUCAUUGGAAAUUCAACAACACCAAGCAAUGGAAAUAUUUACGAUCAGCAACAUCAAUCAAACAUAUUCAAUGAUUUAUUUAAAACUGCAUUAUUUAUUUCAAGAGAGAAUUUAACUGUAUCGGAGAAGGAUGAAUUAAUUCAACACUUUACCAGCAUACUCAGAUGUUUAUUAUUAUUUGAUAAAACUAGGAAGAAGAGUUUAAAUUUUGUUUAUGAUUUAUUGACGAGUUCAAAUAUUGAGCAGAACUAUGCAGAGUCAUUUGUGGACUCGUCGGCUUCUUGCACCAUUGAAUUAUCGGGAAGGCUCAUCAUGUCAGUCAUUAGCGAAGUACACUCUUCAUUGUACCAUUUUCGGCAUACGACGUCUGUACUCACAUUGGAACAAGGAUCCCAUAGAAAAAGGAAAACAUACAGCAAUGGAAACGAUGAAGACGAGGAAUCACUUCUUGUCUAUGACGAAGAAGACAUGAUGGAAGCAAACAUUGCUCAAAACAAUAAGAUGGAAAAACAAAAGAUUGGCAACAUAUUACAACAUAAUCCUGGCUCUGAAUUGCUAGGGGUGAUGCUACUUGGAGCGAAUACUGAAAUUUCUUCAUCUGCUCUCAACUCAUCCAUCUUGUAUAUUCUAAAAGAUCUGAAAGAAUUCACAAACGAAAAAAUAGAACUCAUGCUUUCAUCUAAUAAUCGAAGACACACUGCUAACGUGAAUGGAAACAUUGCAUUUCUUGAAUUAAUACCAGUAAUGAUCACUACGUGCAAAACUCUCGCAGACCAACUAUCCAUUUCUCAAAAUUUUCAAGAAAAGACAGAUACGGAAAUUAUUUCCUUCAUCCUAGAGAAACAAUGGAAGCCAGAAUAUUUUAUUAGUUUGUUAAACAUCUUUUUAGAUGUGAAAAUUGAUGAAAGUUCAAACUUCCAUGUGUGUAUCAUCAAAAAAAUUCAAACAGCUCCAAGAAAUUUAGAAAUAUCUGGUAUUGUACAAGUACUAUUGAAACUCGCUGAACAAUACAACUCUCAAGGGUUUUCAAAUUUAGAAUAUAUUCAAGUGAUCAAAACCGUUUUUAGUAAGACGAGCACAAACAUUGAUUCUAGACUUAAUUUGUACUAUAUCAUUCAAUCAGCACUGCAAUAUUCAUUGCCUCUACUGAACAUUGUACUUAAAGCAAUGGACCAAUUCUAUGAGGUGAAACCAGUGGACGUGAAUAAGUGUUCAUUUAGCGAACAUUUUGUUGACUUUAUGAUCUUAUUGCUCGCAUAUAAGAAUGAACUGGUGAAGGACAAGGUUUUUACUCAUAUCAACAAGUUUAUUCACUCCAUUUACAAACAUGUGACGCCUCAAAAUCAAAACAUGUCAGACGCUGAACCUUUCUUUUCGCCUGGGUCUAAAAAGUCCUUUGGUUCAUCCUCCACCUCAAUAUUGGAUCACGAUGUGAUAGAAAUGACCGAUACUUAUUAUGUUGAGACUAUUAUCAAAUCUGCAUGUAAUGUGAAUAUUGUAUCCGAGGAAAUGCUUUCCAUUCUUGGUGAAUGGUGUAGAAUGAAUAACAGAAUGUUGAAUACGAUUGGAAAGAGUGGUAUUGUUUUCUUAUUUUCCGCUUGUGAAGGCAGCAGAAGCACAAUUUUACAAAAAAUUAUAGGAAGUAUUGCUGAAGAAAACCAGGUUGUUUAUCUGCGUGAAACACCUAUUGCUAUCCUAGAAGCAUUACUGGCUGAGGAGCGGGCCUUUGCGUUCUGUUCAAUUAUUGAAAGGUUAUACGACUAUUUAUCGACCUUUGAUCAAUAUUCUUAUGCUGUCAGCUCCAGAAUUUUACUGGCCAUACUUCCAAUAUCAGAAGUGUCCGACUACAUUCGUGGAGAGUUGCUUGCCAAACUAGAAAAAAUAUGUGUCGACGAUAAGAGAGAAAAAAUAGGUGAUAAGCGAAAAUUGGCCAUAUUUGGAUUAUCCAUGCUGCUUUCAAUGCCAAGUUAUCAGCAAGAUCAAGUGACUAUAUUAACGGCUUUACAAAAUGCAUUUCGGUUUAAUGAUAUGGACAUGAAAAUGCAUUUGUACAAAUCUCUCAGCAACUCAUUAAUGAAAGUGCAAUCAUCCAUUAACGGGCAGAUAAGCCAAGAAGCGUGUGAAAUUUUGUUUCACAUGUUGAAAUCGAAAUUGUUAAAUUAUUUCACGAUGAACAAGGAUAGAGGUAUUUACAAUCUUGAGAUUGAAAAAUGUUUUGAACUUGUAAGCGAGGACGGAAAAUAUAGACAACAAGAACCACUGGAAGAAUUAUUUAAAUGCUUUGCUCUUCUUGACAAGGUACUUAAAAAACAAAACUCAGACCUGUGUGGCAGCUUGUACUCCAAAUUGUUUGAAAGCUUGUGGAGAAUAUCCGAGACAUCGAAUGGCUAUGCAAAAUUUUAA
Molecule: messenger RNA, 2601 nt
Organism: Naegleria lovaniensis
Lineage: Eukaryota; Heterolobosea; Eutetramitea; Acrasida; Naegleriidae
Exons: 4
Coding region: 1-2601 (866 amino acids)
Source: RefSeq, a predicted model, not a curated record